UUUUAUAGGGCAGGAGCGUUCAGGAGCCACCAGGCAGGCCAGCUCUUUAGGACCUCAUUCCUCCUGUAACUCAGCACAGCACCAGAGUUGUCUACACUUUUCCAAGACAGCAGAAAAUGAACAAAUCCCAGAUUGAACAGAGAUUCCAGGGAUCGGUAUCAUUUAAGGAUGUGACCGUGGGCUUCACCCAGGAGGAGUGGCAGUGCUUGGACUCAAGUCAGAGGUCCCUGUACAGGGACGUGAUGCUGGAGAACUACAGCCACCUUGUCUCAGUGGGGUCCUGUGCUACCAAACCAGAGGUGAUCUUCAGGCUGGAGCAAGGAGAGGAGCCAUGGAUAUGGGAGGAAGAAUUCCCAAGCCAGAGCCUCCCAGAAGUCUGGGAAACUGAUCACAAGAAAGGAAGGAGCCGAGAAAACCAGCGUAAACCUAUGUGGGAAGUUGCAUUCAUCAGUAAGAAAACACUGACCAAGGAACGAGGUAAUGUAAUAGGAAAACCAUUUAACCUGGACACAAAUUCGUUUCCUUCCAGAGAAAGCCUCUGUCAGUGUGACUCAUAUGGAGUGAGUUUCAGCUGUAUUUCUGAAUUGUGUAUCUAUAUGAAAAACUAUUUAGGAAAAAAGACUGAUGAAUUUAGUGACUGUGGAAAAUUACUAGUCAGUAUUGAACACAAGAAAACUCCUACUAGCGAGAAAAGUGAAUUUUUUAAACAUGGGGAAACUUUCAGUCAGGAUGAGGACCCUGUUGAUCAUGAGAAGAUUCAAAGUGUAGAUCAAACAUUUGAAUAUAACAUGUAUCAAGAAACCUUUCCCGAAAAGGCAACAUUGAGUACGUACAAGAGAGAGAUCACUGAAGAGAAUCACUCUGAAUGUAUUGAAUAUGGGAGAACCUUCUUUCCUAACUCCUCUUUCUUGUUACAUCACAUGAAUGCCUCCGAAGAGAAUCACUGUGGACUGCGUGGUUGUGGGAAAUCGUUAUGUGUGAAGUCUACCCUUUUGAAACCUCAUGGGGCACGUACGAAACCCUCGGAGUGUAGUGGGAGUGGGGAUCGUUUCCGGGGGGAUUUAUGCCUUCCACAACUUCAGAAAACUCAUACAGGAGAGAAACACUUUGAAUGCAAUGAAUGUGGGAAAGCCUUUUGGGAGAAGUCCCACCUCACUCGACAUCAGAGGAUACACACGGGAGAGAAACGCUUUCAGUGUAAUGAAUGUGGAAAAACUUUCUGGGAGAAGUCAAAUCUCAUGAAACAUCAGAGAUCACACACAGGGGAGAAGCCCUAUGUGUGCAACGAGUGUGGUAAAGCCUUCAGCCACAAGUCAGCCCUCACGUUACACCAGAGAACACACACAGGGGAGAAACCCUAUCAAUGUAGUGCAUGUGGGAAAACUUUUUACCAGAAGUCAGACCUCACCAAACACCAGAGAACACACACAGGGUUGAAACCCUAUGAAUGCUAUGAAUGUGGGAAAUCUUUCUGUAUGAAUUCACACCUUACAGUGCAUCAGAGAACUCAUACAGGAGAGAAACCAUUUGAAUGUCCUGACUGUGGGAAAUCUUUCUGUCAGAAAUCACAUCUUACACAACAUCAGAGAACCCAUGUAGGGGAUAAGCCCUACAAAUGUAAUGCAUGCGGGAAAACUUUCUACCACAAGUCAGUUCUCACUAGGCAUCAGAUAAUUCAUACAGGGUUGAAACCUUAUGAAUGUUACGAAUGUGGAAAAACCUUCUGCUUGAAGUCUGACCUCACAGUGCAUCAGAGAACUCACACAGGAGAGAAACCCUUUGUGUGUCCUGAAUGUGGGAAAUUCUUCAGCCAUAAGUCUACCCUCUCUCAACAUUACAGGACACAUACAGGAGAGAAACCCUUCGAAUGUCACGAAUGUGGAAAAAUAUUCUAUAAUAAAUCGUACCUGACUAAACACAAUAGGACACACACAGGGGAGAAACCCUACGAAUGUAAUGUAUGUGGGAAAACGUUCUGCCAGAAGUCUCAGCUCACUCAGCACCAGAGAAUCCACAUAGGAGAGAAACCCUAUGAGUGUAAUGAAUGUGGAAAGGCUUUCUGUCACAAAUCAGCUCUAAUUGUGCACCAGAGAACUCAUAGAGCAGAGAAGCCCUAUAAAUGUAAUGAAUGUGGGAAGUCUUUCUGUGUGAAGUCAGGACUUACUUUACAUCAGAGAAAACACACAGGGGAAAAACCCUAUGAAUGUAACGAAUGUGGGAAAUCCUUCAGUCACAAAUCAUCCCUCACAGUGCAUUAUAGGGCUCACACAGGGGAGAAAUCUUGUCAGUGUAAUGAAUGUGGGAAAAUUUUUUACCGAAAAUCAGACCUUGCUAAGCAUCAGAGGUCACACACAGGCGAGAAGCCCUAUGAAUGUAACACAUGUGGAAAAACCUUCUCUCAGAAGUCAAACCUCAUUGUACAUCAGAGAACACAUACAGGAGAAAACCUUAUGAUUGCAGUGGGUCUUAGGAAUGGUGAGCUGUGGUUCAGUAGCCGCUAUGCUUCAGAGAACGCACGCUGUGGAGGAAGUAAUGUCGAUGUUCUGAAUGUUGGGUAACCUUCAUCCACAAACUGGCCUUAUUUUACCCCGAAGCAGACUGCAAAACAUAUAGGACAGUCUUGUUAAAUAUAUUCCGUUGAAUGUACCCAGCAAAUGUGGGUAUAAAACCUUGCAGAAUUUUGCUUUUGUGAAUGUUUUUUUUUUUUUUUCUUUUUUCUUUCGUGGCAAAAAUACAAACUAGGUUAUGUCAGAAUUUCUAUUAAGGAGAAAUCUUCAAUUUGAGACGUAUAGCUUGAAGAUUGUCUUUAGAAGUAAUAUAACAUUGGAACUUGUGGUUUGGUUUUGAUGCCAUAUUUGUCUUUAGGAAACAUGAGAAAUUGUAAUUUAUAGUUGAAUAUUGUGCAAUGUACAAACAAAAAAAAAGUAGUAAAAUGAAACAAUGAAUUUAAAAGAAGUUGCAGUAA
Molecule: messenger RNA, 2965 nt
Organism: Neofelis nebulosa (Clouded leopard)
Lineage: Eukaryota; Metazoa; Chordata; Mammalia; Carnivora; Felidae
Product: zinc finger protein 33B-like
Biological process (GO): negative regulation of transcription by RNA polymerase II
Molecular function (GO): DNA-binding transcription repressor activity, RNA polymerase II-specific
Source: RefSeq, a predicted model, not a curated record